Molecule: messenger RNA, 441 nt
Organism: Cyclospora cayetanensis
Lineage: Eukaryota; Apicomplexa; Conoidasida; Eucoccidiorida; Eimeriidae
Product: transcription elongation factor SPT4
Exons: 3
Coding region: 1-441 (146 amino acids)
Biological process (GO): chromatin organization; regulation of transcription elongation by RNA polymerase II; mRNA processing
Cellular component (GO): nucleus; DSIF complex
Molecular function (GO): RNA polymerase II complex binding; zinc ion binding
Source: RefSeq, a predicted model, not a curated record
AUGGACUCGGAAGGGCGAAGCGGAGACGAGAAGGAUCAGAAGGGGCCCCUGGAAGCAGGUGAGCGGGAGGCUGGAGGCGUCGUGCCCCUCGGCACUAUUCGAAAAGUCAAGACGCGAGAGGGCGAAGAAAAAGAAAAAGUGCAACUCAAGCUUCGGGCCUGCAUCAGCUGCCGGCUCGUAAUGACGGAGCAGCAGUUCUAUGACGAGGGCUGUCCGAACUGCGCCUGGCUGCAGAUCGACGGCGACAGGAGCCGCGUUUUGGGCUGCACUUCGCCUAACUUUGCGGGCUUUGUAGCGCUUAUCAAGCCUCAGGGGUCUUGGGUGGCUCGGCACAAUAAACUGACCGAAGGGGUGCCUGGGUGCUAUGCAGUUAAAGUCUUGGGAGACCUCCCCGACAGCAUCAAAGACGAUGCGCAUCGCUUCGCCGCCUAUGGGGAGUGA